AUGGACGACGUGCAGCGGUUCGUUUACCGAGCGUUGCGGUCAGAUGAGGACGUCAUCGCAGGGCUGAGGGCGCGGGAUCCAGCUGCCAACCGUACCAUCUCACAAGCUUUGGAAGAAGGUAAAGUGGCGAGCCAGUUCUUGCACGCGACCAUCUUGCCAGAAGUGGCGCUUUACUACGCCAAGGCUUACUCCGAAACUUCGAAGCAGCAAAUCGUGGAGAUCGAUUUGGAGGGCUUCAGUGGCGACAUCGUUGAUGUGUCAGACCCCCAUGCCUGCAACUGUCAUGACAUCCCUCGUUCUAGCAAGGCCUAUAAUUAUGCCGUCAAGCACAGGGUCGUGAUGCUCAAGGGCUACAUCCGGCCGGAACGUCUGUCUCACAAAGUAUGUCACACCACAGAGUAUUGCAUUGACUACGCUGGCCGUCGGUCCCUAGACGAUUUCGUGUCAGUCCUGCCGGAAGCGAUGCGACAGGAGGUCAAUCGCUACUGGAGACCCGACACGUUGAGUACAAGACGCAGAAGGCCAAUUUCGAAGACGUCGCUGAGCCAAGCAGUGCACGAGGACGAUGCCGCCCAGAAACUGGUUCUAAAGAAGGCAUCAGACGGGCUAGCGCAAGAAAUAGAAAAGCUUCAAGCGAGAAAGAAGGUAAUCGACGCACAGUCCCGAGAGCUUAAGAAGAGGGCUGACAGAGAAGCUCGCUUGAAAGAAGAAGCGCGAGAGCGAAAGCUUGAGGAAGAACGGCGGGAACGAGAGCGGCGAGAGGAAGAGCAUCUCAAGAAGAAGCUCUUGGCCGAGGAGAGGCGAGGGCCGAAAAUCCGUGCAAGGUGUCCGGAGAAGGACCAUUUAUAUGACAACUUCGACAGGAAAGCGCUGCAGGUGGCUCUCGGGAACGGUGGCUACAUUGCGAUCUGGGACCAUGCCAAGGGCCACGCCUGGAGCAACAUUCCAAAAUCGCUGGAAAACAAGCUCAACGGCCGGGGCUAUCAUCAGCCACAUGCCACGAUGGUCGCACUGAGUCCGGAUUCGGACGGCUACUAUGUGCAGUUUAGCGAUGAGUCAGCGAAAUAUUGUGGCCCUGAAAGCUUCGAGGAACUUGUAGCCACUUCAAAACCUCCGUCAGUUGUCGCACUCGGCGAGAGAGGAUCGUGGUUUGUGGGAUGGCCCAAUGGUAACUGGGAGUAUGAUGGUCUUCCACGAAGUCUUCGCAACAUGCUGGACUCAAACAAGCACAGGUCUGUCGCCAAACUCAGUAUCUCCGGGACGAGCCAUGAUCAAGAUUUUGAUGAGGCAGCCUGGUUCGUCCACUGGGAAGAUGAUGGACACCCCGUUUGGAGGCUGAAGAAUGCACCUGACAUCCUCUCAGAACGACUGCAGGAGGUGCAGGAGAAAGGCGGAACGGUGCGGAGUAUCGAGUUCGGAAGCUAUGGCGAAUGGGUUCUCCGCUACGGCUAUGCAGACUAG
Symbiodinium natans is the source of this 1461-nucleotide messenger RNA. The record is from the annotation of a GenBank genome assembly. Lineage: Eukaryota; Dinophyceae; Suessiales; Symbiodiniaceae.